Prinia subflava (tawny-flanked prinia) is the source of this 5828-nucleotide messenger RNA. RefSeq names its product selenoprotein O (gene SELENOO). The transcript has 9 exons. NCBI's taxonomy places the organism in Eukaryota, Metazoa, Chordata, Aves, Passeriformes, Cisticolidae. The record is from RefSeq and is a predicted model, not a curated record.
GGGCUGGCCAGGUUUGACAGGCCGGGCCCAGCCGCGCUCUCCGCUCCCGGGCGGGCUGUGCCCAUGGGCGGGGCUGGCCGCGGCGCCGCCUCCGGCCGGGGCGCAUGGACUCCGUGCUGCGCAGCGCCCGCCGCUUCCUCCCGCGUCUGCUGCGGGCCGUGUCGGGCCCGGCCAUGCAGCGGCCUGAGGGCGGCGGCGGCUGGCUGGGCGCGCUGCGCUUCGACAACCUGGCUCUGCGCUCGCUGCCCGUGGACGCCUCGGAGGAGGGCGGCCCGCGGACCGUGCCCGGCGCCUGCUUCGCCCGGGUGCGGCCCAGCCCGCUGCAGAACCCGCGGCUCGUGGCCAUGUCGCUGCCGGCGCUGGCGCUGCUGGGGCUGGAGGCGCCCGCGGCCGACCCGGCGGCGGAGGCCGAGGCCGCGCUGUUCUUCAGCGGGAACCGGGUGCUGGCGGGCGCGGAGCCCGCGGCGCACUGCUACUGCGGCCACCAGUUCGGCAGCUUCGCGGGCCAGCUGGGCGACGGGGCCGCCAUGUACCUGGGCGAGGUGCUGGGCCCGGGGGGCGAGCGCUGGGAGAUCCAGCUCAAGGGCGCCGGCAUCACCCCCUUCUCCCGCCAGGCGGAUGGGCGGAAGGUGCUGCGCUCCAGCAUUCGCGAGUUCCUGUGCAGCGAGGCCAUGUUCCACCUGGGCAUACCCACCACGCGGGCGGGCGCCUGCGUGACGUCCGACUCCAGAGUCCUUCGCGACGUGUUCUACGACGGCAAUCCAAAAAACGAGAGGUGUACGGUGGUUCUGAGAAUAGCCUCCACAUUUAUAAGAUUUGGCUCUUUUGAAAUUUUUAAGCCCCCUGAUGAAUACACUGGGCGCAAGGGUCCCAGCGUUAACCGCAAUGAUAUUCGAAUACAGAUGCUUGAUUACGUGAUCAGCACUUUCUACCCAGAAAUCCAGGAGGCUUAUUCAGACAACACUGUUCAGAGGAAUGCUGCCUUCUUCAAAGAGAUAACCAAGCGGACAGCGAGGCUGGUUGCUGAGUGGCAGUGUGUGGGGUUUUGCCAUGGCGUGCUGAACACUGAUAACAUGAGUAUAGUUGGACUGACCAUUGACUAUGGCCCUUUUGGCUUUAUGGACAGGUAUGACCCUGAGCACGUUUGCAAUGGUUCUGAUAAUACAGGGCGCUAUGCUUACAACAAACAGCCAGAGAUUUGCAAGUGGAACCUGGGGAAACUUGCUGAAGCUUUAGUUCCAGAGCUGCCCUUGGAAACAAGCCAACUCAUCCUGGAACAGGAAUAUGAUGCAGAAUUUGAGAAACACUAUUUGCAGAAGAUGAGGAAAAAACUAGGCCUAAUCCAGCUGGAAUUAGAAGAAGAUAGUAAGCUGGUGUCUGAACUGCUUGAAACCAUGCAUCUUACAGCUGGAGACUUCACAAAUAUCUUUUACUUGCUGAGUUCAUUCUCAGUAGACAUUGAUCCUUCAAAAUUUGAAGAUUUCUUAGAAGAGCUUACACGUCAGUGUGCUUCUGUGGAAGAACUGAAAGUUGUUUUUAAACCACAGAUGGAUCCAAGACAACUGUCAAUGAUGCUGAUGCUGGCUCAGUCGAAUCCUCAGCUGUUUGCAUUAAUUGGAACAAAAGCUAAUAUAAAUAAAGAAUUGGAACGCAUUGAACAGUUCUCGAAACUGCAGCAGUUAACAGCAGAUGAUUUACUUGGCAGAAAUAAAAGACACUGGAAGGAAUGGCUGGAGAAAUACAGAGUCCGUUUGCAAAAAGAAGUAGAAAGCGUUGGUAAUGCUGAUGCCUGGAACACUGAGCGUGUGAAGGUCAUGAAUUCAAACAAUCCAAAGUAUAUCUUGAGAAAUUAUAUUGCCCAGAAUGCCAUAGAAGCAGCUGAAAAUGGGGAUUUCUCAGAGGUAAGAAAUGUACUGAAGCUUUUAGAGCAUCCAUUCCAAGAAGCAGAAGGUUUCCAGGAGGUAAAGGAGGAGGCAGAAGAGCAGGGAGCCACUGCAGCAGGAGCUGUUUGUUCUCAAGAGACCAGGAGCAGACAAACAUAUUGCAGCAAACCUCCCCUGUGGGCUGCGGAGCUCUGUGUUACGUGAUCUUCGUAACUGCCUUGCUUUGUCUUUUGCUGUGAACUGAAGACUCUGAUCCUUCUUCAGCAGUGAAGAAUUCAGCAAGGCAAACAUCAAAGUGCUGUUAAGUUAUUGAAACAACACUACAUUUGGAUGCAUCUGCAGCAGUCUUCAGCUGUGCUUCAUUUGAAGCAAUUGUGCAUUAUUGGAACAAACCAGUGACAAUCAACAGCCCAUACACAUCACUAAUCUAAAUGUUUAAAGACACAAAGUCUUUCCUUUAUCCUCACUACAUUACAAGUAAAAAGCAGUAUUUUCUGUUGAGGCGAGCUGUACUUCAGAUGUCCAAAUGGUGGUGCUGUUAUGUGAAGACAAAAAUAGCAAGUCAGGAAUCUGAUCUGUUUUUGUCUGAUGUCUUAACUAAUAGCACUUUUAAUAUUUAUUUACUGCUUUCUCUAUGCAGAAACUUUUAGUCCUCUUUAAUGGAGGAAUAGAUACAGUGUUGCUUGUUUGAAGCUAUGUUUCAUUCAAUUAAAUAGUUCAUUUCUUGUGAACAUUCAGGUUGGUAUUUAAUCAUUAUCUAUUUUCUGAGAACGUGUGCAGGCUAGAAUUUGAGAGGAGCAAUUUACUUUUUUUAAGAGCAGAAUUAAGGGAGAUUACGUACAUUUGCACUUGAAAACUUGGUGGUGAAGUUUAUGCAGUUCAAUAUGCUUGCACAAAACACUCAUAAAUAUCUACUAAACUCAGGAGUGCAGUUUGUAACCCAACAGCCUUGGGCAGGAUCCAUAAGCCAAAUUAGUGUGAGCCUUAAACUAGCCCAGCACUCAAAUCCAGCUGUGCUGUGUAUUUAUUUCUGUGCUCCUAACAGAGUCUGCCUGUUUGAGAAGUAUGCAGGUGAGGUACCUGCUCAUCACACUGGUCACUGGGGUUCUUCCAUUCCUUUUCUACUCUUGCACCAUUUAGUUUUCUUCCAUGGUCCUUGGAAAUCUUCAUGCUGGAAGUUGGCCAUUUAGGAAUGUGCUGUUUGAGCUGGGCAAAAGAUGGAGGGUGUGGGAGGAGGAGCUGACUUGCUUGCAAGUUACUUAAAACAUUUCAGUUGAGGUUUCAGGGGAAGGUUAGUUGCCAUUAUUGUCACAUAAUCAAAAGAAAGUUGUUUUGUAGUUAGUUGUUACUUAGCUUUCUGAACUUCUUUUUAAGGACUGUGUUACUAGUUCAGACGCCUGAAAGGUUUGGUUUAAUGCAAAGGCUUCUCUUUCCAAAAGAGAUCAUUGUCUCACACUGUGAUUUAUGUGUCCUCAAGGAAAUCCUACCCCCAUGCAAACUUUACCAGCUCGGGUUGAGUUGUGGAUUUAAAGUCUUCCUCAAUAUGAGGUGUCAGCAAACAGGGAGAACAGUUGGACUGUUGCUUAUCCCUCUGUACUAACAGUCAGUUUGUCCUCCUCGCUGUCACAGGACAUAGAGUGUAUGUUUCCAUUCAAAGCAUGCCCUAUCUUGGAGCUGGAGGAACUGAUUUGUGACAAAUGACCUCGGAGAAGCAAAGCAAUUCUGUGCAAUUUUGGAGUCCUUACAGUAAGGGACAAACAAGGUGUAUUACCUAGCCCAUGGAAGAGUGGUGUAGUUGAAAGAGGUCUGGAAUAAUCCAUUUUUGUGGGAAUUUGAGGCUUUCAUUGAUGUUUAUCCUUCCUUUAAAUUUGGGUUACAGAACCAAACCAUUUAAUGGUAACUUCAGCAGAAAGUCAGUGCUGGUAAAAGAGGACUGCAUCAGGGAGGGAAAGUGUGUUGGCAAUUUGAAAUACACUUGAGACAACCCCUUGCAGAACCUGUGGUCUCUUGCAGUGUGCCUGGUCCACAAGGGAGUAACCGAGGGAGGAGGAGUUGCUCCAAACCGGUCAACAGAACUGGGCUGGUUUUGUUUCUCAGUUUGUAUCUUUUCUGCUGGGAUGCAGAGGGGAACAAGAGGUUUUUGUUUUCUCCCGGUAGCUUCAGUCUGAUCCCAGCUGCCUUUAGGGGUUCGUGGAUAGGGAGUACACUUAAGUACCUCCUGCCCAAAGCAACCCAGGCGAAGCUCCCAGGCACAGGCAACACUUAGCAAGCUCAGUUAUCAGUGAUAUUCAGCUCUUUGCAGUGUUCAGCUCUUUGCAGUGAUUCUCAGCUCAUGAGCUUGCUAAGCGCCUUCCUUGGCAGACACAGAGAGAGAGAGGAGAAGCGCUGUAUGGAGUUCCACAGAUGAAUCUUUAUUGGCAUCCUCUGUGAAGGGUUCCAGGGACCGCUCUUCUCUGAGCUCGGGAACAGUGGGGUUUUUAUAGGGUACCGAGGUUUUGAGAAGUGGUCCAAUGGUGUGAGUGGGGGUAGAAAGUGAGCUAUUGUCUUACAGGGAGAUAAGAGAGGGUCUGAGCACAGGUGAGGGGUUAUUUGGCCCAGUCACCAUGACCAGGCAUUUCUGUGCCUUUAUGCAGCUGACCGCCAGAGAGGCCUGUCAGGCCUCAUGGCUGCAACACUGUCCAAGCGUUUUGCUUAACAAAAUGGUGUAAAAACUAUUGAUUCUUAACCAUGCCUAAGGGAUCAAGUAUUUCUAAUGGCAUUGUGAUAAUAAUUGGGGGCGUUGAGUAGGUCUCUAUUAAUAGUAGUAUAGAGAAGGAGAAUAAUAUUGUAACUGUUUGUCACAAAAUGUGUUUUGCUAUACAAGAAUUUGAACUAACUGCCAAAUUAUUGUGCACCUGUAUUGCCAAAAUCAGGGAAAGAGAUACUUUGGAAUAAUUUACUAGGACUUAUCCUUAAAAGGGAAAAAUGAAUGUUACAGUGAGCAAUGCAAAUGCAAAUAUUUUUUGCUUACAUGUCAGUCAAGUGCAAGAGGCCUAGCAGGGUUGGAGUGAUUAAUGCAGCCCCUUGGUGUGGCUGCUUUGAUGUGCCACACAGCAAGGUUGUAUUUGUAAGAGACGUUCACCAACAGGUGGAAACUCGGAAGGUUCUCACGUGUUCCAGCCACACUGACAUCCAGCUGCUCCCUUCCCCAGGGCGUGCAGUGUCAGCAGUGCUUUGUCUCUGAAGAAACAUGAUCCAGAGCCAAGAGGAAUGCUUGUGCUCUCCCAGCACUCGCAUCUCAGCAGGUGGGUUGGAGUUCAUGAUUGUGAGUCUUCUGUUCUUGUUCCUGGAGUGCUGUGGAAGCAGGAGGUUGUUCAGCACAAUUAGGCCAAAUUUUGAAUGCAAUCACUUAGCCCAGUUCUUCAGAGAGAAAGGAGUACAGCUUACAGCAUUUGGGAAUCUAAAUACUUGAAUCAUAAUUUGCUUCUUGAUUUUUACUGCUUGUAUUUGCUACCGGUUCUGAAAAUAAUAUUUAUGACUGGUCAAAUAUUCUGCUUAUGUAAAAGCCAUGGAGUUGUGCUCGAAAUGACACGGUGCCUCUUCUUAUCAAAAGCUUUCUGUGGAAAUACUUGAUGAGACUUAGCCUGUGGCUAUACCAUAUAUCCUGAAGUACCCUCACAUACAAUGAAGUGGUACCCAGAUGACACAACUGAAAUGAGAGCCUCUUGGAGAUGAAUAUCUGGCUAGUCUUAUGUGAUAGUGGGACUCCUGUCAUGACUUGCUAAGAUUUCACUGUAACUCUGCUUCAUGAGCAACACAGUUGCUGAAUGUUUUACUGUCAGCUCUUAUUUUGGAAUGUUGUGUUGGGGGGAUGUUUUUGGUUUUUUGUGGGUUUUUUUUUUUCCAAAUAAGUGCUGAAGAUUUAUUUUAUUAAAAUUAAUAAAAAUUGCAAUUUUAAUAUUCUCA